AUGUCUUCCCAGCAGCAAGAGCAGCAGCAGUGCCCACCCCAGAAACCCCAGCAGCAGCAGGUGAAGCAGCCCUGUCAGCCACCCCCUGUCAAAUGUCAAGAGACGUGUGCACCCCAAACCAAGGAUCCAUGUGCUUCCCAGGCCACAAAACAAUGCUCACCCAAGGGCACAGCCACUGCAGUCCAGCAGAAGUGUCCACCAGCCCAGCAAGCCCCAAAGAGUAAACAGAAGUAAGGAUGGACUGGGGAUUACCAUCUAUCCACCAACCAAGCUACCAGAUGGAGCCCUCUCUUCUUCAGGAUUU
Trichechus manatus latirostris (Florida manatee) is the source of this 304-nucleotide messenger RNA. It is a transcript of the gene SPRR4, whose product is annotated as small proline rich protein 4. The coding region runs from base 1 to 234 and encodes 77 amino acids. The record is from RefSeq and is a predicted model, not a curated record. The transcript has a single exon. Lineage: Eukaryota; Metazoa; Chordata; Mammalia; Sirenia; Trichechidae.